GAGGACGUGAUACCCGCAUAGUGGUCUCCGUCUACAAGUGCGUAACAUAGCAAAUUCUACGGUCGGUAGCCGAACACAAUAUGUAGCUCCGUUAAUUUAAAAAUUAAAGUAAAUUGAUCUCUUAUAAAAUCUAAAGGUAAGAUUAUUUUAGGCAGCCUCCUGAGCUUUUUGUUAUAUUUUAAUUUUAACGCGAGUUAUGAGGACUUCAAGAUGUACAAACAAUUUACUCUAUGAUUUUGACGAUAACAAUUAUUGAUAACAAUUAAAUUUGUAUUUUCAAUUUUGUAUUAAUUUAUUUAAUUUACCUUUUCACUUCGAUCACUGUAGUAGCAAAUAGUAUUUGGUAGUAGAUAGUUGUUUAGUCUAUAACUGUCCUUAUAAGACAAAUAUUGGGCAGUCUGUCUUGACAACGAAACCAGUCUGCAGGCGCACUUUUUAUGAACCUAGCAGACUUAAAAACUUAAAAAACGUAUUACUAUUACCAUAGAAAACGUAAAAUGAACAUAGAUCAAAAUGAAAAUGUUGCACAGAAAGAAAAUGAUGAUCAUGAAAAAAAAAAGGAAAAUGUACAACCUGUUCAAAAACAAAUAGAUGAAUUUAAAUCACACUAUUCGCAAAAUUUUCAAACAAUCCAUUGCCUAGGAAAAGGAGGUUUUGGGAUUGUAUUUAAGGCUAGAAAUAAAUUAGAUGACUGCAACUAUGCUAUUAAAAGGAUACCUUUUCCACCACGACAAGAAUCUAGAGACCGUGUAUUACGUGAAGUUAAAGCAUUAGCAGAGUUAGAACAUAAAAAUAUUGUAAAGUAUUUCAAUGCUUGGUUAGAAGAACCUCCUAGAAGUUGGCAAGAAGAACAGGAUAAAAAGUGGAUGCCAAAAUCUGAUUGUAUGGACACAAGUAGUAAUAUAACAACUAGUCCAACAGAUACAACAAGAGACUCUCAUAGUGAACGAAAAGCAACUAAACAAUACUUAUACAUACAAAUGGAGCUUUGUCAGAAAUAUAGUUUGAGAGAAAGACUGAAGACUGGUACUCUUCAUAAAAAUAUGAUGGAUAUUUUAAAUAUUUUUUUUCAAAUUAUAGAAGGUGUUGAAUAUAUUCAUUUGCAAGAAUUCAUACAUAGGGAUUUAAAGCCUUCAAAUAUAUUUUUUAUAUCAGAUGACCAAAUUAAAAUUGGCGAUUUUGGUUCAGUUACUAAAAUGUUAAUAUAUGAUACAUGGAAUGAAUAUGAUGAUAAACAAAAGUGCUUAAAUGAACAACAUACUAAUCAAGUUGGCACACAUUUGUAUAUGAGUCCAGAACAGAUACAUGGAAAACCGUACAAUUUAAAAGUGGAUAUAUAUUCCCUUGGAGUUAUAUUUUUUGAAAUGCUCAAUUCUUUUAAUACUGAAAUGGAAAGAUGCAAAACGUUACAGCAAGUUAGAAAUGGUACAUUUCCUCCUCAAUUUUUGGAAUUGUAUGAAUUUAAAACUGAAAAAGACAUGGUAUGCUUAAUGUUAUCGCAAGAUCCAAAAAAACGCCCAACUGCAUCUAACCUUAAAAGUAUGCUCUUAGUGUACUUGGAUCGGUUCAACCUUCUCAUGCCAGACUCAUGUCCUUUCUAAACUAUAUAUUAUAUUCAGAGAAUGGUCCAACAAUCAAACUAUCUGAAUAAUUCAGAAACCAGAAUCAACAAAAUAAUGGAAUUUCAACAAAACACAUAAUAUUACCUCGACUCAAUCUUUAAAUACUUCUUUUUGCUUAUGUUCAAAUGAAGCUAUGCAGAGCCGUAGCAAUGUUCAUUAGCGCUCCUGGCCAUUUAUCAUUUAAUAAGAAUUAUUUUAUGUUUUAUAUAUAUUUAAUAUGUGUUAAAAUAUUUGUAUUUGAAUACCUACCCAUUAUGAGUAUAUUGUACAUACCUUUUUUUAUAAUAAAAUCUUUUAUCUGGUUAUUCAAUAUUUAUGCAGUGCCAAAAACUACUUUAGUAGGUGAUAUUAAUUAUUUAUUACAUUACUAUAGGUUUUAUAAUUUUCUAUAUUUUAAAUUUAACAAUAUUGUAGCGUGCCAUGACUACUAACUAAUAUUAUAUUAUAAUAAAUGACUAGAAAUAUUGAGUUAUUCAUGAAGGAUCACUGUAAGGGAGAAUGUAAGGAAUUAUUAAAACUAAUAGAAAAGACAUGUGGCCCCCAACUGCAUACUCAAUUACCCUAAAUAAAUAUAUAUAACAUAAUAUGUACGUAAUAACUUUAAUUACACUAUUAACAAUAGAUAUAUUUAAUAAUUAUUAUUAUUGGUGACGGGCUUAUUAUAUUAACAUAAUUGUUAUUAAAAUUAUAAUCAAAAGGGGAAUUUAAAAAAAAAAACUCAAAUUGUGUACUUAUACUAACAUAAUUAAUACUGUAAUAAUUUCAGAUAAAUAAAUAUUAUUCAUAUUACCUA
Molecule: messenger RNA, 2415 nt
Organism: Metopolophium dirhodum (rose-grain aphid)
Lineage: Eukaryota; Metazoa; Arthropoda; Insecta; Hemiptera; Aphididae
Product: eukaryotic translation initiation factor 2-alpha kinase 3-like
Exons: 7
Coding region: 498-1601 (367 amino acids)
Biological process (GO): protein phosphorylation
Molecular function (GO): ATP binding; protein kinase activity
Source: RefSeq, a predicted model, not a curated record